Molecule: messenger RNA, 8910 nt
Organism: Toxotes jaculatrix (banded archerfish)
Lineage: Eukaryota; Metazoa; Chordata; Actinopteri; Toxotidae
Gene: prrc2a
Product: proline-rich coiled-coil 2A
Exons: 17
Coding region: 146-6055 (1969 amino acids)
Biological process (GO): cell differentiation
Source: RefSeq, a predicted model, not a curated record
ACUACCCAGUAGCCGUUGACGGCUCUUUAGGUGACGGAUCGAAUCCAGGAUCACAAUUUUCUUUUCCCCUUUUCAUUUAUUUUUUUGGAAAAAAGAAAAGGAGUGCAAUCUCAGGGCUCACCAUACUCAAUGAGCGGACAGCGCAAUGUCAGAGCGCUCUGGGCAAACUGCAAAGGGGAAGGAAGGCAAAACCAAGUAUGCGUCUCUCAACCUGUUUGAUACAUACAAAGGAAAGAGCCUUGAAACACAAAAGCCUGUUGUUCCCCCCCGCCAUGGCCUGCAGUCUCUUGGUAAAGUUGCCUCCGCACGGCGUAUGCCACCCCCUGCGAACCUGCCCAGUCUGAAGGCAGAGAACAAAGGCAACGACCCCAACGUCUCGCUCGUUCCCAAAGACGGCACAGGAUGGGCAAGCAAACAGGAACUAGCAGACCCAAAGAGUACCGAUGCAUUGUCAGCACCGCAGCCGGAAUCGCAGCAGCCUGUGGCUUCACAGACACCUGCACCGACCCGCCCGAGAACCCCGCCAGCUUCAGAGGCUCUGGCCCCAGCUUCAACCCAGGCCGUAGGGGCAAGGUCCUGGGCACAGGCCAGUGUUACACAUGGAACACAAGGGGAUGGUGGAAAGGGAUCAAACCUACCGUCGCCAUUCUCUCGCGAGGAAUUUCCCACCCUGCAGGCGGCUGGCGACCAGGACAGAGCUGGCAGAGAACAGGGCACUGCAGAUCAGUGGUAUGGGCCCGGACCAAGCCUCCGCCCCCCGAACGUUACAAGUUGGCGGGACGGUGGGGGCCGAGCCCUGGCGCCCACCCUGUCUGGGGAGGGGGCAGCAGAGGGUGGCACUGGUGGGGCUUUGGUGAUAGAUGGGGCAGCUGGGGUCCCCCCUCCAAACUCCCAGACCCACGGGCCACCUAGGAACCCUCCUGCAGGCAGCCCCGCCUUGCCUCUGCCCCAGCCCCCUGUGGGGCCUGGGUUCCCCCCUUACCGAGGGAUUAUGCCUCCCUUUAUGUAUCCUCCCUAUCUGCCUUUCCCGGCUCCCUAUGGUCCUCAAGGGCCCUACAGGUACCCGCCACCUGGGGAAGGGCCAGCUCCAAGGUUCUCACGUGGGCAGGGAGGUCCUGACAGCAGGCCUCAGGGCAGCCCACGUGAUGCAGGUGGAGAGGUGGUGAAGCGACCCUCUAUCCUGAAGCAGGACGACCUAAAGGAGCUAGACGAGCUGGACCACGAUGGAGACGAGGGCUGGGCAGGGGCUCAUGAGGAGAUUGAUUACUCUGCCAAGUUGAAGUUUAGUGAUGAUGAAGGAGAGGAAGAGGCGGAAGACGACAGAACCGAGAGCAAGGAUGACUUGCGUGAGCAGCAGAGGUCCCAGGAUGCCCCACCUGCAACCUCACGUUCUCGAGCCUCGGACAGCGGGGGAGACACCCGCCGCACCCCUCCCUCUAAUGUUGACAAUGGCCCCCAACCUCCCUCCAGCAAGCCAGGAUGGGCCGAGGAGGGAGGCAGUGGUUGGGUGGGCCAGGGAGCACCAUCCAACUACCAGGGGCGCAGGCCUGGAUUGGGUGGUCCCCGGGAGCAGCCCUCCCCCCCACCUGGGCCGCUCCUCGGACAAGGGCCCUACUCCUUUUACCGACAGGACCGGCCCCACAACCAGGGUGUGUCUCUAGGCCCUGGUAAACCUGGUCCCACCCAGCAUCAGCCAGCAGCAGGAGGCCCUACUGCUCCUUCCCAGCCAGGUGUGCUGGUCCAUGGGGCCCAGGGGGAUGAUGAGGAUGAGACUUGGCGUCAGCGCAGGAAGCAAUCCUCCUCUGAGAUCUCUGCUGCUGUGGAGCGAGCCCGUCGCCGCCGCGAGGAGGAAGAGCGUAGGAUGGAGGAGGAGAGGCGUGCUGCUUGUGCCGAGAAGCUAAAGAGGCUGGAUGAGAAGCAGCAACAGCAGCAGGGCAGCAACGUAGGAGGUGGUGGUAGCAGCAGUAAAACCCCCAGCCUUGAUGGAAACUCUACAGUUGCCACAGCAGGCAGUCCGAGUCCAUCUAUUUCAGCUUCUGCCUCCUCCCCCAACAUCAGCCAGCCUCCAUCACCCUGUGUGGACCCUGAGGAGCCCCCAGUGCUGGCUGUCCAGCCAGGCACUGGUCCUGUGGUCAGUGACAGGCAGCGAGCCAACAGCAACAGCAGCUAUGACUCUAGUGCAGAUGUCCAGCAGUGCCCCCCGCCAGCUGUGUCACAGCCACAGCAGCCCACGCUGGAUGUACCUUUACCAGUGGAGAGUAAGGAAGAGACAACAGUCAGUCCUCACAUUCGUGCAGGAAGUGGAAGUGAAAGAGGAGUUGACCCAGUAAAGAUUGAGAAUAUCGGUGGGACAGCAGGUCGUCAGGCCAGUGGUCCCCCUGGCCAGGGUUAUUCAAAGUACCAGAAGUCUCUUCCACCACGAUUUCAGAGGCAGCAGCAGGAACAGCUUCUGAAGCAGCAGCAGCAGUGGCAGCAGCAACAACAGCAGCAGCAGCAACAGCACAGCCAGGCAUCACAAAGCCAGCUGUCCCCUCAGCCCCAGCCUCCUCAGGGUCCUUCACCAGGUUCGACACCCCAGGCAGGACCUGGUCCCAAGCAGGGUGGACCCCUGUUUCAGCCCAGCAAUAUGGUUCGACCUCCACCCCUGCCAAUGAAUUUCGACCCUCGCUGGAUGAUGAUGCCCUACAUGGACCCUCGCAUGAUGCAGGGCCGCCCUCCACCCAUGGACUACUAUUCAGCUGGCAUGCACCCGUCUGGGCUCAUUGGGCGUGAGCGGUCUGAUUCAGGAGGAUCCGGUUCAGACCCCUUCGACAGGCAACAGCAGCAUCCAGGGCACCCUCACCGUGGGACCCCCCCUAUGGAUCCUAAGUUGGCCUGGGGGCCAGAGGUAUUCCCUGGCGGAGGGGAGGGCCGUGGGCUAACCUCCCCACUGAGGCAGAAGCAGGCAUUGGAGGAUGAUGAUGUGUCCAAAGGACCAAGGAGUGACACUCCUCCACACCGCAUGCGAGAGGGUGGAUUAGGACCCAUCCAGCAACCCAUCUCCAGCUCUGGGACAACCAAUCAGACCCCUCCUCCUCCUGUUGGCACUCAAGUGGGCACCCAGGGAGGUAGCCACCACCCUCAUCACUACAUGGGUGGGCGGGGCAAUUACAGCAACUUCCCUGACCAGGGUGCAAGGAUGCAACCCCAUCAGCAGCAACAGCAGAGGGCGAGUGAAAGGGGAAACCAGCCACAUGGCUUCAGCCACCAGGAUGAAGGGCCUCCCCGAGGAUCUCAGCAGGGCCAGAUAUGGGGAGCCCCACACCCGCACUAUGAUCGUAAUGGUCGUGCAGACCUCCCACCUGUUGAGGGCAACUCUCACCUCCACCAUCAUCACAGCCACCACCCUCAGCAGCCUCACUUCCCUCUCCACUCCCAUAAGCCGGAGAACACCCGGGACAGGGUUGUUGAGGCCCCUGCUAAGAAGACGGACUCCUCUCCCCCUCUUCACCAACCUUCCCUCUCAUCUUCCUGCUCUUCUUCCUCCUCCUCUUCAUCUGCAAGGGAAGAUGGGAGUGUCAAAGUUGCCCUGCAUCAUCACCCAUCUCAGAGAGAGGGUGAAGCUGGUAUCGGGCACAGUCUUGGAGAAAGAGGGAACAGUGGUAAUGCUGGCAGUAACAGUCAUGUGAAACAGGAAAAAACAGGCCCAGCAUAUGCUCCCCAUACCUCCAUGACUUCUAGUCCACCUCCCUCUCAACAUGGCAGUCAUACUCAGCCUCAGCAGCAGCAGCAGCAUCCCCAUCCUAAACCAAACCAAAGAGGGGGCCGGGAGCAUAAGACAGAGACCCAAUGGGGUCCACGCCCUGGCAGUAAUAUGGGUGGAGGGUCCUCUCAUGGCAGGAGGGCCAACAAUGCAGGAGGUGGUAACAGUGGCCGUGGAGGGGAGGACUCCUCCAACAUUCCAUCAGACCACAAAUCCUCCAACCAAACAGGAGGCAGCAAUGCCAGCAAGAGGGCUGGCCCCAUCAAGAAGCCAGUGCUGAAGGAGAUGAAGAGAGAGGGAGGGGAAGCUGAUGGAGGAGAAAAAACAAACCCAGGUUUUGGGAAAGAUAAAGACCAAGAUGGUGGACAUCCGGCCUCCACAAAGCAGGAAGCCUCCUCCAUCUCCCAGAACACAUCAGCUCCAUCUAAAGAUGAGCCUGCCCAGACAGCCAAACCCAGGAACGGAGGAAAAGAACGAUCCUCAGGAGGAGGUGGGGGAGGCUCAGGUAGAGGGCCGAAAGAUGUGGACACCACUUCUUCAGGAUUUUCAGGGUCCUCCUCAAGAAGGGACAGAGACCGCUCCUUUGAAAGAGGAGGUAACACCUCCCACCACCAUGGAGUCCCUGCCAAAGGCAGCAGAGCCAGUCGUGGACGAGGGGGAGAGUUCUAUGGGCGUGGACGUGGUUACCGGGGCACCUACACAGCCAGUGCUGGGGCCACUGGUAGCAGUCGGGGCAGAAUGGGUGGAAGGAGUGGCAGAGACUACCGCUCAUCUGUUGGUGGUGGCCAUCACCAGGAGUCAAAGGGUGAGGGGACCGGCGGCAGGCAUGGUCAGGAUCGGUCCCAGCAUAACCCAGCCAGGGCCAGGAACCGUAGCGAAACCCGCAGUGAGGGUUCGGAAUAUGAGGAAAUCCCCAAGAGACGGAGGGAGAGGGGUUCAGAGACUGGCAGUGAGAGUGGUGCAAGUGACCUCGGUCACUCAGACAAGGAAGACAACCAGAAACCCAACACAAAGAAUGGCUCCGAUAAUGCGAACACCACUGGCAGCGGCAUCAUGUCAUCUGCACCACCCAGAGGUUCCCAGGCCCGUGUCUUCACCCCCAGGGGUGUGCCCUCUAGGAGGGGCAGGGGUGGAGGCAGUGGAGGAGGAACCAUUUACAGGAGUAGUGGCAAUGUUGGAGGAACACCUGGGGGACACCGGGUUGGACCCAGUUCAGGCUCUCACGGUGGGUCCUCCAAGUCAUCAGCCUCAGCCCGGAAACAGCAAGGCCCACCACAAACCUCUGGGCCCAAAGACCUUGGACGGGGAGGAAAUGGUGGAGAGAAGAAGGACAAGAUAGCUGAUUCAAGUCAAACUCAAACUCAGGGGACUAAUCCCCCUCAGCCGUCUUUGCCUGCUACAGCUCCUGCCACUCUAGGUUCCACUGAAAAUGGAGGGGUUGUGACCCAGCAAGCUUCAACCAACUCUACGUCAAACGCUGGAGGGCCGAAUGCACUCCCUCUUCCCGCUAACCGUGGGUUCCCUCCAAGUGGGUUUGAGCGACCCCCUAGACGUCGCCGUCAUGGACGUUCCCAGCACCAGCAGGACAAGCCGCCCCGCUUCCGGAAACUGAAGGAGCGAGAGAAUGCUGCGCGAAUCAACGGAGGAGUUGGGGUCAUCGGGGGUGGGAGACCCUCAUCUCCUUCCCUGAAUUCAGUUCAGGACAGUAACGGAGCCCCCAUCCCUGCUCCCAUGACGGGCAAUGCCCAAAAUGCUAACCACAACGCCACACUAACCACCAACAGUAACAGUGGCGGAGGGCAUCUUGGCAAUGCAAAUAGUCACCACCAUCACCACUACAACCAGGGCAAUGCUGGGCCAACCCACCCCCAGCACCAUCACAGCCAUGGUGCAAAGUCCCCUGACUUCACCAACCAGAACUCAGACCAGGCCAACGAGGAGUGGGAGACCGCCUCUGAGAGCAGCGACUUCACAGAGUUCAGAGACAGGGAGGGAGGAGGAGGAGGAGGGAAAACAUAUUCUUCUCACCAUCACCACCACCUGGGAAGGGGAGGAGGGGGCAGUGGAGGCGGUGGUGUGGUGGAGCGUGAGAUAGCGGGAAAAGAGCCCUCAGCGAAUAAGAGAAGCUUCUCAAGCCAGCGUCCUGGCAUGGAGCGACAGAACCGGAGGGUCAACGCUGGAGGACCUGGAGGCGGAGGGGGAGGCAGAGGCCCACGCGGCCCACCCGGUGGUGGCUCCGGUGGACCUGGUAAUGGGGGUGGCAACCGCGGGGAGAAACGUGGCAACUGGCCCUCUCCAAAAAAUAGGAAAUGAUGGAAUAAAUAAAAACAUUUCAGAUAUGCCCCACCCACAUUAAAACCCACCCUCCUACAUCUUAAUCCCUUUUGAUCAUUAUUUCAUGGCAUAUCUGUUGGCAUCCCUAAGCAUAUUAGUGCAUUGUACAGUAUAUGGAGAUGGUAUUCACAUUCACUUUAGCUAACCCCAACCCCCCCCCCCCCCCCCCCCCCCCCCCGGUCACCUCUUUCCCUUUUGCAUCAAUCAACUAUCUACCGUCCGUUAUUGUAAAUUUCUCCAUUUGUUCUGUCUUGCUCUCCGUUCAGUUGUCGCCCCACCCCCGCCCCCCUUUUACCUGCCCUCAAGAGUCUCACCCCAGUUGGUUUUGACAAGCAUGUGGUUCUGAAAUGGAGGUGCAUGUCGUUUUGACAGAAGACAUUCACACAGAUCUCCACACACACACUCGCAUAUACAAGCACAAAUAUGACAUCUCUAAAAACAGAUGGAACACAUGCAGUCAUGUGAGUGCAAAAAGAAAAUGUGGGAUUAAAUUGGCAGAAAUGUUUGGAUUGGGCUAAUUUUUUAUAUUUAUGUACCUGUGUGUAUUUCUACCACACUUUGGCCUUGGGUGGUAUUCGGUAGUGCAGUUCUGCAUUGCUUCCCUCACAAGGGGAAAGAGUGCAGCUUCAUCUUUUAACGAGAACAAUGUACCAUAAGAUGUUUUGUCUGUCUUUUUUUUUUUUCUUCUUGGCCUUGUGUCAAUUGAGUUUCGACCUCUGAUAAAUGGUAGGGGUGUGUGUUUUUUCUUCUACAAAGCAGGUCAUUAAAAUACCUUUUUACUAAAUUCCCCAAUUCCUCCUUUCACUGACUUUUUGGUCUCCUGCAAAGUAUGUCUGAUUGUCUGAUUUCUGUGAUAAGACCCAUUGAAGUACUACUGCACAGUGCUCACCUACACUUGCAUUGAUUUGUCUUUAAUAUCAAUGUUUCUGCUGCUUGUUCAGAUAGACCGUGUGACCCCCCCCCCCCAAGUUGUUGACCUGCUCUGACAUUUCAUUAGCUGUUAUUGGUUGGUUCUUUUUAGGAAAUAAAGGCUUUUUUUUUCGGCCUCAUCGUAGCAUCCUCUUUGCCUGCAGAAUUUCUGCACACUGCAAAAAUCAAAGUUUCCCCAAUGACGAUAGUUCUGCUCUCUCAUUCAUGAGUCUUGUUUACCCUAUGAAGACUGUAUCAAUAGCGCAAUGGCUUUAUUUUAACAACCAUUAUUUCCUCAGUGACUUCCAUUUUUUUGGAAAACACUUUUUUUUCCUUCCUCAAGGUGAAAUACCUGUCGAUCUUGUUAGGGGAAAAUUGAGUUUAAUGAAAAUGUAGGUCAGGAUAGAAUAAUGAAAAAAAUGUUUGACUUUCAUAAAAUUGUUUAUGCUUCAGUAGAUAAUUGAACAUGUUCUAAUAAGCACUCCUUAGUGUAACAAAAAUCCAUGGUUGCUGUUUUUUGUUUUUUGUUUUUUUUCUUCUUUGUGUUAAUGUAUUUGGGCAAGUUACAUGUGAUGCAACAGGACAGGUACUCUGUCUGGGCCCAGAGUACAGAGCUAAGCUGAGUAUUGUACUAUUACACCCCCUCUGCUCGUGCCGCAAUGCACUCUCUGUGCUUUAGUGGAGACUCCUCACACCAAGGAGGACUACUACCAAGAGCUCCUUGUCUGAGGAAGUAUUUUUCAAAGCAUGUGUUCUUGGGAUGGCUGUUUCAGUACACGGUGGCAACCAGUAGCUCAGACUAAUUGAAUUCAGGACAAUGCUGAAAGAGUGACAAAAGUGUCACGAGAGUCACCUUCUUCAGUUCACCACACGGUUUUCCAAGAAAUAAUGCUGACUUGGAGUGUUGAGGAAAUGUUGGAUUGAUGUAGGAUUACACUUGUAAACAUAGUUUGCUUCACACAUAAAAGACAUAAAAGACAUAAAAUGGCAAAAUGACCGGAGACAACAUCCAAGGUGAACUAAAUCGAUAUCCUCAUCUGUCUCAAUUCUGUCACUGCUGUAAGUUGGGGUUUGUUUGUUUAUUGACAACAGUUUGGAGAUUGUCUCUGGGAUGUUGUGAGUAGGGCAUUUGAUGAUUUGUGUGCGUGUGCUUGUGUGUACGUGUGUGUGGCAUGUGUGCGUUUUCCGGUGUCUGUGUAAUUACUCGGGAAGGGGUGGGGACCAGAGGGUUAACAUGAAUGGCAAGCACUUUCUGCCUCGUUUGCCCACACUUGAUUUAACCAAUAUUAUUAAGUUCUACUGUUUCUUAAAUACAUCCACAUAUAUACAUUCAGCUGUGUGUAUAUGUUCAUUAUCUAAAUGAAGGACAUGCAGUGGGGAACUUAACCAGUUUUUUUGUGUGAUUUAAGCAUACAUUCUUCAGCAGGCAAGUGAAGUUGGACAUAUUUUUCACUAUGACUUCUAAGCAUGAACACACACCCAUGGGUGCAGCUUGCCUUGCCUGUUACUGGUUUAUACAUUGUUAGCUGUACACUUAACACUGGCUCAAAGAGUCCUUCAUCCCUCCUUAACUCUUAAUGUUGAUGUGCGCAUUAUUGUAUGUACCCAUGUUAAAAGAAAACAAAAGUAGUGUAUUCCAGAAAAAUUACUCAAAGAUUGUACUAUGUUUCCAGCAUUACCAAGGUACCUGGAAUGGUUCAAACUGUUUUUUAGCAUUUAUGGUUUUAUUAAUGGAACCGUAAUAUACACACAUGUAUGUAUAUUGGUAUGUAUCUAAGUUUUGUCUACCCCAACUUACAUUCCCACAAACAAAUGUUGCCAUUUUUAGUUCAAGGGAGCAAUGUACAAGCAGAGAAGUGUCUUAUUAUAAUAAAGUUAUACAGAGAAGGCAAAGUUAAAUAAACUACUUUUGAUUUAAUGGAAAA